CCAAUUUUCAAGACUAUACUUACUAUAUAUAUAUAUAUAUAUAGGGAAUUCAAGUGAGAGUGAAGUAAAAGGGUUGAAAAUUUUGAAUAUGAAGAUCAGUAUUUUGCUAUGUGUGGUGCUUUUGGGUUUCCUUGGGGUUUGUCAAGGAGGCAGCCUAAGGAAAAAGUUCUACCGGGAUUCCUGCCCUCAAGCCGAGGACAUUAUUAAGACCAAAACCCAGCAGCAUGUGUCUGCUAAUCCCGAUUUGCCAGCCAAGUUGCUUAGAAUGCAUUUUCAUGAUUGUUUUGUCAGGGGUUGUGAUGCCUCAGUUUUGUUGAACUCUACUGCCAGUAACACUGCUGAGAGGGAUGCAAUUCCAAAUUUAUCCUUGGCUGGCUUUGAUGUCAUAGAUGACAUAAAAAGUGCGGUUGAGGCAAAAUGUUCCAAAACUGUAUCUUGUGCUGACAUACUGGCAUUGGCAGCUAGGGACGCUGUUUCAGUCCAAUUUAAUAAACCAAUGUGGGAAGUGCUGACGGGUAGAAGAGAUGGCACAGUAUCGAACAGUAACGAAGCCUUGGCCAAUAUCCCAGCACCUUUCUUCAACUUCACCCAACUCAAAGAAAGCUUUGCUGGCAAAGGUCUCACUUUGCACGAUCUGGUUGUAUUAUCAGGGGCACACACAAUUGGAAUAGGGCAUUGCAACUUGUUCAGUAACAGGCUUUACAAUUUCACCGGGAAAGGUGAUCAAGACCCUUCUUUGAACACCACUUAUGCUGAAUUCUUGAAGACAAAGUGCCAGAGCCUGAGUGACACAACCACAACGGUAGAAAUGGAUCCUGGAAGCUCUACCAAGUUCGAUAGUGACUAUUAUCCAAACCUUCUCCAGAAUAAGGGCCUAUUCCAAUCAGACGCAGCCCUUCUAACACAAGAGCAAUCAGAAGAUAUAGCUAAAGAAUUGGUUGAUCAAAACAAGUUCUUCACAGAAUUUGCACAGUCAAUGAAGAGAAUGGGAGCCAUUGAGGUCCUCACUGGUUCUGCUGGAGAAAUACGGAACAAGUGUUCAGUUGUCAACUCAUAAAUAAAUCAUGUCCUAAUCAAGAGCUGUUUUGUGGUUUUAAUUUCCUUUCAAUUGUUUGAGUUGCUAAUUAUGAUCAGUUAUCAAAUACCUCUAAACCCUCAUGGAAAGGUUAUUACUGUUAUCAUCAAAUUCCAAUAAACGUGUAUUAAGUAUCAAAGUAUGUGUUUUUAUACUUUAGUUUGACUUUCUCAUAACUGUGAUA
This is a messenger RNA of Glycine soja, 1259 nucleotides long. RefSeq names its product peroxidase 3-like. Gene Ontology annotation, biological process: response to oxidative stress; hydrogen peroxide catabolic process. The coding region runs from base 89 to 1057 and encodes 322 amino acids. Gene Ontology annotation, cellular component: plasmodesma; plant-type cell wall. Lineage: Eukaryota; Viridiplantae; Streptophyta; Magnoliopsida; Fabales; Fabaceae. The transcript has 4 exons. The record is from RefSeq and is a predicted model, not a curated record. Gene Ontology annotation, molecular function: peroxidase activity; heme binding.